CAUCUACCUGUUGCGCCAACAGAGAGAUGUGACAGACACGACCACCACUAUAUAGACAUGUACUGCAAAAACCAUGACGAUGUUGGUUGUGGCACAUGUAUAGCUAUAGAUCACAGGUUAUGCAAAGAUAUCUUCUACAUACCAAAAUUUCUCCAGAACAACACCUGCACUACCACUAUCAGGGAAAUUCAGCAAAAGCUGGACUCAGUUGCCAAGGCAUUGAAAGAGCAACAAGAAAAUUUCAAACUUGAAAGAGAACGGCUCUUGAAAAGCAAAACUGCUACGCUGGAAAGCAUCAAGAAGUUCAGGAAAGAAAUCAAUGGCAGACUUGAUGAACUAGAGACAAACACUAUAUCUGACAUUGAAGAUAAGUAUAAAACCUUCAUUAAUGAAAUGGAAGAGAGUAUCAGAAUAUUAGAGAGAAGCAAAGUCAGCUUAAAAUCCGCUCGAGACAAGCUUAAACUGGCAAGUGGCAACAAAUUGCAAAACUUUGUGAAUGUCAAGAAAGGAGAAAACAUUGCUGAAAAUGCUGCUAAAUCAAUAAAAGUAAACCAAUUACAAACACCAUUCAAAGACGUUGAUUUCACUGGAGAUCAUAGACUAGCUUCUUUGUUGCAUGAAAUAAAUGUUUUCGGCAAGAUUGAACAGAGAAUAGUCAUGAAAACAGAAAACAUUGGUACUGUGAAUAUUCAUAAGAAUGAUUCUUUACUUCAAGUAAAAGGCAGCACAAAAUAUGUUGUUAAAGUUCAGUCGGAUAACAUGAGAUGUGAUAUUGUCAGCGCCUGUACUCUGGAGGAUGGAACAAUUAUACUGUCUGAUUACAACAAUAGCAAGCUGAAACGUUUACACAGUUCCUCAUAUACUGUCAUAGACUACUGUGAUCUACAGUGGAGACCAUGGCAAGUUUGUUCUAUUGAUAAACAGCAAGCUGCUGUAUGUUUGAGAGACAAGAAAGAAGUUCAAUUCAUUUCACUAUCAAGCAAAAUGGCAUUAACAAACAAAAUAAAAAUUGGCUUUGCAUGUUAUGGUCUGUCAUAUGCUGAUGGCAAUCUGUACAUUUCAGGCGAUACAUCAGUUUAUAUAUACAGUGUAUCAGGAAGAAAGCUGAAGCAGUUCAGUAAAGAUCAAUCAGGACAGAACCUGUUCUCUGACACCUGCAGUCUGGCUGUCAGUGAGGAUGGUUCUAAGAUUUAUGUUGAUGACUUUAAAAAUGGAGUGAUAAUACUGGAUAAUAAUGGGGCAGUUGUUGGAAGAUUUAAUGACUCACAGUUAAGAGGUGCCUAUGAUUGUUGUCUUACAGGCAGAGGGAGUCUUCUUGUGUGUGGGAAUUUCUCCGACAAUGUGUUACAGUUUGGACUGAAUGGUAAUCUGAUAGGUGAGGUUGUGAAAUUUGAUGAUACAUCUGCUAGUCAUCAGGCAAUAUGCUGCAAUCAGCAAAUAUCAAAGAUGAUCAUAGGCAGAGACUGUGAUGACAAUGUUGAAGUAUAUGAUUUGAUAUAAAGUAUGUAGUAACUUUGUAUACCUCAUACUGCUGAACUGAAUGACUUUAUCAAUGAUGAUUACAAGUUUUGAUUUUACCAUUAUUCUACUGAAAAUAAUGAGCAAAUUUGACUAAUAUUCCAAUUAUGAGUAUCAUUAUCAUGUACAGUUGACAUCAUGCUGCUGAAUUAAUGAAUGGCUAUGACACUAACUUUCUAUUGUAUCAGCUAAAAGUGCAAACAUUGUAUCUGUACUGAUUCUUUCUUUCUACUAUCAAAAUAAAGAAAUCAUAAAUAUUGCAUUUAUAAAAUGUACAUUACUGAGCACAAUUUAUAAAUAAAUGCAAUAUGUAUUAUAUAUUUUUUCAUAUCAGGAGAUUGUAAAUAUUUGUAUAUAAACAUGACUUUAUCAAUUGACAAUAAAAUAAGAAAGAUGAACAUAAUUAUACCAAACUGAAAUAUUAAAAGCAUUGUACAAUAUAUACAUUGUGUUUGCAGUAUCAAA
Molecule: messenger RNA, 1983 nt
Organism: Mercenaria mercenaria
Lineage: Eukaryota; Metazoa; Mollusca; Bivalvia; Venerida; Veneridae
Exons: 2
Coding region: 58-1500 (480 amino acids)
Source: RefSeq, a predicted model, not a curated record